Hordeum vulgare subsp. vulgare (domesticated barley) is the source of this 1929-nucleotide messenger RNA. RefSeq lists its product as uncharacterized. The record is from RefSeq and is a predicted model, not a curated record. The transcript has a single exon. Bases 16 to 1626 code for a protein of 536 amino acids. NCBI's taxonomy places the organism in Eukaryota, Viridiplantae, Streptophyta, Magnoliopsida, Poales, Poaceae. Gene Ontology annotation, molecular function: protein binding.
AAAACACGGCGUUACAUGUCGGGCCGACUCCUCGCUGCUCACAUCUCGACCUCUACAAAACUCUGGGGAAAGCGCAGCAUCUCAUCGCUUCUGAUUCCCCACCGUCCCGUGGCCUCCCUUGAACUGCCGCCGCGGAUCUCCAUGGCCUCCAGUGAGCCGCCGCCGCCGUCCAAGAUGAAAUCCGCACCAGCCGCUCCAACCACCAUACGCGGCCUCGGGGACGACCUCCUGCGCGAGGUGUUCCUCCGGCUGCCCUCCCUCCCUAGCCUCGUCCGAGCCGCCCUCACCUGCCCCGCCUUCCUCCGAGCCGUCCGUUCGUCCCCUGCGUUCCGCCGCCGCUUCCUCGAGCGCCACCCGGCCCCACUCCUAGGCAUCUUCCUCGACAUCUACAAGCCCGCCAUGCCCGCCUUCGUGCCCGUCCGCCGCCGAUCCGACCCGGACCACGCCGCCGCCAUCCACGGCGCCGACGUGUUCCUCGCCCGCCUCCCCGACGACGAAGACGCAGGCGAAGACGACGGCCCCGGGUGGUCGAUGACCUCGUGCCGCGACGGGUACGUGGUCCUCGUCAACCGGAGCACCAAGCGGGCGGCCGUCUACGACCCCCUCACACGGGGUCUGCAUCUCCUCCGCGCGCCACCCGUUGAGAUCUGCGAAGAAGACGCCGGAAAGACCAAAUUUGAGUACCACGUGGUCGCCCCCGAUAAGGACCGCCGGUCGUUCCGCGUCCUCUGCAUCUCGAGGAAGAUGGAUGAAGAGUGGUGGGGACAUCAAGUGCAGGUCGCCGUCUUCUCACCGGCCAGCAGGGAGUGGGAGAUCUUCCCGAAAGCGGGGAGCCUGCAAAACUGGGCUAUAGGCAAUGGUAAGCUUGUGGAUGGGUCAGUUUACUGGACAUCUGGAAGGGGAAGUGGUCAGUUCCACGUGCUCAACACUGGAACACUACAGUUCUCCGAGAUCGAUCUGCCGCCGGAGCGUAAUGUUUGGGGAUCGGCUUUGCCGCCGGAGCCUAAUGUAUGGGGAUCGCCGGAGCGUAAUGUAUGGGGAUCGGCUUUGCCGCCGGAGCCUAAUGUAUGGAGAUUGCCGGAGCCUAAUGUAUGGGGAUCGUCGGAGCCUAAUGUAUGGGGAUCGUCGGAGCCUAAUGUAUGGGGAUCGUCGGAGCCUAAUGUAUGGGGAUCGCACGGUGGAUGGGGAUCGGCUUUGCCGGCUUUCAAGGUUGGUGAGACCAGCGGUGGGAAGCCCUGCUUGGCCCGGGAAGCUGAGCUCACGCUUGAAGUUUGGGUCUGGAGAGCCGCCGCCGCCGACGACAAUGUCGACCGAUGGAUGCCGCACACGACAUUUCCGAUGCCGGAUGCGAUUGGUAAACUUGAGCUACAAACCGCGGAUGAAGGAUGGCGCAGCCCUAUACAGGUUGUGACUAUCAUCAGUGGCACUGUGUAUUUGUCUUUCAACCAACGGUCGUUUGGUACAAAAGAUACUACCUGGUUGCUAUCCUUCUGUAUCGAAACAGAGGAGCUGAAGAAGGUCUGCCCUAUCACUUGCUCUAUUGAUGAAUCUUACUACCCCUACGUCAUGGCGUGGCCUCCUGUUCUGGUAGGCUGUAAGGUGAACUCUGAACUCCAAGGGGUUUGACUUAGAGGAAUAAGGAAAUUAGAACUCAGAUCACCGAAGAGUGAAAGGCUCCGUUGCUCAGAGCUGCUGCAGAUUGCACCUACCAAGUGAUAUAGAGACUUGGGAGCUGCUCUUCUUUAGAAUUUCUUAGUAACAAUAAUGAGAACUGCUAUUUGCGCAAUUGAGCUUACUCCUUGGCUACUUCAUGUUAUGUGCCUAUCAGUUGUGUGAACUGUCAUGUUAUUAAUCUUGCGUUUGUGAUUGUCAGCUUGUCCACUAUGGAUUUAUGAAGAAACUGAAUUUAAAUAACUGGUUUCUGUUGAA